AUGGCAGCUCAAAGUUCUCAGUUUCAAGAAGAAACGAGGAGUAAUUUCCGAAAUACGGGUUCCCCCAUUAAAAAUCUGGAAAUUCAAAUGAGUCAGAUAGCACAGCAGUUAGCAAACUCUCAACAGCCGGGCGCGUUACCAAGUGCCACAGUUACCAAUCCUAAAGAUCAAAAUAAUGUGAGCGCUAUUGUUACUAGGAGCGGUAAAGGGGAAGGUGUAGUUGAAAAUAAUGAUGAGGAAGAGGAACCAUUGUUGGAGGUAGAUUUGGAGAUAAAAGAAAAUGAGGUAGAAGCUGAGGAAAUGGUCGUGAUGGAACCAACACCAAAAGGGAAGGCGGUUGAGCAAAAGCCGACAGUAAAACUUCCUUUUCCGAUAAGGAACAAGAAAAAAGGGCAACAUGAGAAGAAUUUUGAAAAUUUCUUGGAGAGGUUCAAGAAGCUGGAGAUUAAUAUUCCAUUCUUGGAGGCAUUAGAACAAAUGCCUACUUAUGAAAAAUUUAUGAAGGACAUCAUCUCCAAGAAAAGAACCAUCGAUCGUGACCCUAUUAUUCUAACUGAAACGUGUAGUGCUAUUUUGCAGGGUAUGAAGAUUCCGGUGAAGAAGAAGGAUCGAGGUUCCGUGACUAUUCCUUGUACAAUUAGGGAUAGGUCAUUCAAGAAAGCUCUAAUUGAUUUGGGAGAAAGUGUGAGCCUUAUGCCGUUGUCUAUCUACAAGAGAUUGGGGAUAGGUAACGUACAAGAUACAAGAAUGACACUCCAGUUUGCUGACCACUCUGUGAAAAGACCUUAUGGGAUAGUAGAAGACGUGCUUGUGAAAAUUGACAAAUUCGUGUUCCUAGUAGAUUUUGUGAUUCUAGAGAUGCCGGAAGAUGAGGAGAUCCCUAUUAUUUUAGGAAGGCCAUUUCUAGAGACAGGACGAUGUUUGAUAGACAUUGAAGAAGGCACAAUGACUUUGAAAGUUUAUGAUGAAGAGCUAAAGAUUGAUGUGCGCAACACCAUGAAGUACAAGGAUGAUAUAGCAACUAGUCAACACAUUGAGGUGAUUGAUCAAAUCCGUACUAAUGAGAAUUCUUUGAAAACACAACAAUUACCUUUGGAAAAAGUGUUGAGCUUAUCCAUUUGCGAUAAAGAUGAAGCUGCUGAUGAAAAAGAAGUGGAAGUAGUGGCCAUGAUGGAAGCAAGUCCCAUAUUCAAAAGUUCUAGACAAAACCGGUGGGAGGAUCUUAGACAACCUUUGGUUGAAGAAAAAAAGGAGGAACCUAAGAAGGGUGCUGAACUGAAACAACUCCCGGAGAACUUAAAAUAUGUUUUCCUUGAUGCUGACAGUAGGUGUCCAGCUAUCAUAAGCUCUCACCUUGAACGGUUGCGAGAAGUUAAGUUGGUCGAAGUGUUAAAGAAGCAUAAAAGUGCCAUGGGGUGGUCUAUUGAAGAUUUAAAAGGGAUCAGUCCUACAAUGUGCAUGCACAAAAUCCUCAUGGAAGAUGAUCACAAGCCAGUGGUCCAACCUCAGAGGAGGUUGAACCCAGCAAUAAAAGACGUGGUGAGAAAAGAAGUUGUGAAACUUUUAGAUGCUGGGAUGAUUUACCCGAUAUCUGAUAGUGCUUGGGUAAGCCCAGUUCAUGUUGUGCCCAAGAAGGGAGGAACAACCGUAAUAAAAAAUGAGAAGAAUGAGUUGAUUCCAACAAGGACUGUCACAGGGUGGAGAGUAUGCAUUGACUACAGGAGACUGAACCUAGCAACCAGAAAAGAUCACAUCCCGCUACCUUUUAUUGAUCAGAUGUUGGAAAGGUUAGCGGGACAUGAUUACUAUUGUAUCCUCGACGGGUACUCGGGAUAUAAUCAGAUUGCGGUUGCACCAGAAGACCAAGAGAAGAUCACGUUUACAUGUCCGUUUGUCUUUGGUAAGUAA
Molecule: messenger RNA, 1908 nt
Organism: Vicia villosa (hairy vetch)
Lineage: Eukaryota; Viridiplantae; Streptophyta; Magnoliopsida; Fabales; Fabaceae
Exons: 2
Coding region: 1-1908 (635 amino acids)
Source: RefSeq, a predicted model, not a curated record